AUGGAAUUCGCCAUGCCCCUCGAAGAGCGUCUGUCGCUUCGCCAAGAACUCAUAGACUCAAACGACAAAUUCAUCCUCGAUCUUCCCAAAGUCGAACUCCACGUCCAUAUCGAGGGCACUUUAACCCCCGAGCUUCGCUGGAAUCUCGCCAAGCGCAAUAAACAGAUCCUCAAGCUCGAACGCACUGGAACUGUAUACACUAGUCUUGAACAGCUCAGAGCCUCAUACUACAUUAUGGAGGCCCGUCCAGGUCAUCAGAUUGAUAACGCAGAAGAGAGUUUCACCUUCUUCGAGGCUUACUACGGAGGGUUCGAAGUUCUUGUUACUGAAGAGGACUUUUAUGAUCUGGCGAUGAAUUACUUUGAGCAUGUUGCGAGUAUGAAUGUGAGGUAUUCUGAGCCGUUUUUCGAUCCACAGGGUCAUACUAGACGUGGAGUUGCGUUUAAGACUGUGAUGGAUGGCUUCCGUCGGGCGCAGGAAGAGGCUGAGAAAAGACUGAAUGUCAAGUCAAAGUGGAUCAUGUGCUUUCUGCGUGACAUGUCACCAGAGUCAGCGAUGGAGCACUACGAGGCUGUUCUUCCCUACCGGGAUAUGGUCGUCGGAAUCGGUCUUGACUCAGAUGAAAACGAUCGCCCUCCUCUGAUGUUUGAAGAAGUGUACAAGAAGGCUAGAAAAGAUGGCUUCCGCAUCACUGCGCACUGCGACGUUGGGAACAAAGACGCGCAUAAACAUAUCCGCCAAGUCGUCACUGAGCUCGGUGAGAGAGGUGCAGACCUUCUCGACCACGGCAUCAACGCCGCACAAGACCCAGAAAUCAUGCGUCGCAUCAAAGAGAGAGGUAUUGGAAUGACGCUCACACCAUGGGGAUAUCUUCGUCACGAGCCUGUCGAUGAGGUUUUCCCCAGAAUUCGUAUCUUGUUUGACGCUGGGAUCCCUAUUGCCAUUGGAAGUGAUGAUCCAGCCUAUAUGGAAGAUACGUGGAUCUUGCAUGAUUGGCUUCUGGUCAAGAAGAUGUGCGAGUUUAGUAAUGAGGACAUGGCGACUUUGGCGAAAAGUGCGAUCGAUAUGUGCUGGGCUCCUGACGAGGUGAAGGAGGAGAUGAGAAGGGAGCUUGAGGGAGUUGUGGCUGAAUACUUAAAAUGA
Molecule: messenger RNA, 1143 nt
Organism: Fusarium redolens
Lineage: Eukaryota; Fungi; Ascomycota; Sordariomycetes; Hypocreales; Nectriaceae
Exons: 2
Coding region: 1-1143 (380 amino acids)
Biological process (GO): purine ribonucleoside monophosphate biosynthetic process; hypoxanthine salvage; adenine catabolic process
Cellular component (GO): cytosol
Molecular function (GO): adenine deaminase activity
Source: RefSeq, a predicted model, not a curated record